UGGAAGGACGAGGCAGAGUGCAGACGAUGGCAGCCACAACAAUUUCGCCGGCGAUUCGGAAGCAAAUGAGCAGCGUUGCCGUCGCAAUGAAGGUCGCCAUUAUCGGCGGCGGAAUUUCCGGAGCUGUGUGCGCAUCGACUCUGGCAAGGAAUGGCGUCUCCGUCACUAUCUUCGACUCGGGUCGUGGACCUGGUGGACGCAUGUCUCAAAGAAGAGAGAUUGGAGAAGAUGGGAAGGAGUUGAUGUUUGAUCAUGGAGCUCCAUAUUUCUGUGUGAGCAACUCUGAUGCAAUGGCUCUUGUUCAUGAGUGGGAGUCCAGAGGUUUUGUUUCUGAAUGGAAACAACUUUUUGGGAGCUUCGAUUGUGCCUCCAACAAGUUUCUUGGCAUCCAACAGGAAGGGGAUGCAAAGAAGUAUGUGGGUGUUCCGGGCAUGAACUCUAUAUCUAAGGCCUUGUGUCAUGAAUCUGGUGUUAAAAGUAUGUUUGGCACUGGUAUUGCCAAGCUGGAAUGGUUGGAAGAAGAGAUACCAUGGUUGUUGACAGAUUCAAAAGGAGAAAAUUUGGGUCGUUUCGAUGGAGUGGUUGCAUCAGAUAAAAACAUUGUUUCUCCAAGAUUUACUCAAGUCACCGGACUCCCACCGCCACUGGACUUAAGUCUAGUCCCGGAGUUGGCAGCUAAACUGCAACCUAUACCUGUUCUACCAUGCUUCUCUCUUAUGCUAGCUUUCAAGGAGCCAUUGUCUUUGAUGCCAGUAAAAGGCUUAUCUUUCAAGAACUCUCAGAUUUUGAGCUGGGCUCACUGUGAUAGCACUAAGCCAGGACGGUCUACUGAUAGUGAAAGAUGGAUACUGCAUUCGACUCCAGACUAUGCUAAUGGUGUUAUUGCGAGAACCGGCCUCCAGAAGCUAUCAAAUGAAACAUUAAACAAAAUAGCUGAAGAGAUGUUCAAAGAGUUUCAGUCCUCAGGCCUCGUUAGUUCCCUCCCCUUUUUCAUGAAAGCCCACAGAUGGGGAAGUGCGUUUCCAGCCAAAAGUAUAGCAGUAGAGGAGAGGUGCCUCUGGGAUAGAAACCGGAAUUUAGCAAUCUGUGGGGAUUUCUGUGUCAGCCCAAAUGUUGAAGGUGCCAUACUCAGUGGCUUAGCUGCAGCGUCAAAGCUUUUGCAGACUUCCAGCAGCUUAUAGGUACCCUAUUGAGUGUAUCCCCAGUAUCUCUAAAAAGAGUUAUAUAUACAUUUAUAUAAAUAUUCUACUAGAAUCAUGUAAAAUAACCACGACAUUCUUCCUCGUGAACUCUAAACAAAUACGUAUCAGAAUAUUAUGUGAUAUUCCUAAAUUUUUACUUGAUCUCUUGAGAAAUGACAGCAAUUGUAGUUCUAUC
Molecule: messenger RNA, 1377 nt
Organism: Capsella rubella
Lineage: Eukaryota; Viridiplantae; Streptophyta; Magnoliopsida; Brassicales; Brassicaceae
Product: renalase
Exons: 9
Coding region: 27-1181 (384 amino acids)
Source: RefSeq, a predicted model, not a curated record